Molecule: messenger RNA, 1591 nt
Organism: Hypoxylon trugodes
Lineage: Eukaryota; Fungi; Ascomycota; Sordariomycetes; Xylariales; Hypoxylaceae
Product: GroES-like protein
Exons: 2
Coding region: 203-1312 (369 amino acids)
Molecular function (GO): oxidoreductase activity
Source: RefSeq, a predicted model, not a curated record
AUCGUAUUGACUAUAAAUAUCUGUCUAGGUAGAUGUAUUUCUGAAGAAUUGAGAUGGGGUUGCAGUGCAUAUAUAUUUAUAUGUAACCUCGUGGUUUCACUUUCUUCCUUUUCCCCUCUGUAUCGAAGCUCUCAUAAUUAGUCGAGAACAUUACUUCAGAUUCAUCAAAGAAAUAAAAUAAAGAGGCGAGGAAAAGAUAAAAAUGUCUGAAUUACCAUCUACGAUGCGCUCCCUCGUAGCGCCGAAAUACUGUCUACCGAAUGAAUGGGAAGUCGCCGAGGUCCCCGUACCAACGAUUAAAGACCCCAAAGAUAUCUUAAUCAAAGUGCACGCCGCCAGUAUAUCAACAGGCGAUACCCAGCUCGCGAACGGGGCAUCGAAACUUUUAAUCGGGGGUUUAAGAUUCCCCCAUAAAAUCGGCAUCGAAGCCUCCGGCACAGUCGUCGCCACAGGAUCCGACGUAACGCUCUUCAAACCCGGCGACACCGUAUGGGCAUUCGCGCAAAAACACCCCAUGGACCUGCUCUCCGCCCCAGGUUUUACCUCCGAGUACGCAGUCGCCACCGAGCAGCUCACCCUCCACAAACCGCGUAAUGCAUCUUUCGAGGAAGCGUGUAAUACCAGCGCUAUACUAGUCGCGGUGCAGACUAUAUCCAUGGGAUUACGCUUGAUGCGGGAAAACGGCGUCACGGAGGGGUUGGAGGGGAAGACGGUAUUUGUCUCAGGCGCGCUUAGUGCGACAGGCUCGGCCGCGGUACAAGUUUUGAAGAAUGUGUAUGGGGUGGGUAAGAUUAUUACUACGGUUUCCACAGCUAAAGUGCCACUCGUGGAGACGUAUCUUCCGGGGUUAGCCGACCAAGUCGUCGAUUACACCAAGUAUGGGGAUCUCACUGAUGCGAUUCCGCCGGGGACCGUGGAUUUCGUGUAUAACACGCAAUGGGAUUUACUAAAGACGUUUCCGUUGCUGAAGCCGGAUGUCGGAGUCGUGGCUUCGAUUGCUAGUGUACCGGCCCCGAGUACGCUGCGCAAGAUGUUGCCCCCGUUGCCGUUUUUUGUGUAUUGGCUUACGGGGCUUGCGCAGUGGUGGUAUGCGUUUAAGUUGCGUGGGACGAGGGUUAAGCAUGAGUUCUUGUCGGGGAAUAUGGGGAUACGGGAGGAUUUGGAACGUGCGGGUGAGAUACUGGCCAUGGGGAAGGUGAAGCCUGUUUUGACGGUGGUGGAGUUGGGUGGUGUAGAGGCUGUUAGGAGGGAGGCGCAGAAGGUUGCUACCGGGAAGGGAGGGUUAGGAAAGUUGGUUAUUAAGAUUGCAUAGAGAUCAAGAGUUGGGAUGGGUAUGGAUGGGUGAGUGAAUGUGUAUGGAUGGAGAAGAGGAGGUUAUAGCUAGGGUAUACAACUACGACUUGUGUCUUACGACGACAUAAUAUUCUGUGAGUUUAUAGGAUUUGUUCAAUUUGUCAAAAUAGGGUCACGGUAAUAAUCAGGGCGACAAUCACUAGGUAAACACAAUGCUCAAAUUGCUAAUACGAACAAUUACUCCUUUUAUUAGAAAACAGAAGAUCUAGAAACACGCAUAACUCCCUAAUCUCUCUCU